Molecule: messenger RNA, 2389 nt
Organism: Scophthalmus maximus (turbot)
Lineage: Eukaryota; Metazoa; Chordata; Actinopteri; Pleuronectiformes; Scophthalmidae
Exons: 3
Coding region: 743-2263 (506 amino acids)
Cellular component (GO): nucleus
Source: RefSeq, a predicted model, not a curated record
ACUGUUGACUCUCUCUUCGUGUCCGCACACUUGGCGCUGACAGCUCAGGUGAAGCUGCUGCUCUUGGCUGAAAGCCGAGGGUUAGCGAUGAGCUAGCAGCUAGCUCCAUUGCAAGAUCAGCACCUAAUGUAUGCGGAAUGCGCAACCGUUGCGGAUGUGGUGCAGACACAAAUGCGCAUCGAUGCGACAGAAAACUGAAGUUGGCAUCGUUGAGAAAUACGGAAGUGCCUGUCAUAGAAUGCUGCGCAGUUGUAAGCGGUGGUGUGUUUUGUUGUUGUAUUUCAGCUUUGGAGGCGAUUCUCUGCCUGGAUGAUGCUUCCCGCUGUAAAACACCUGGACGGUGAGAUGUAGCUCUCAGACUGCUCCAGAUGUUUUGACACAGUGUGCAGAUGUUUUGCAGUAACAUAUCGGUUCACAUGAGAACAACAGAAAUGGAUUUAAGCGGCCGCAGCUCGCAAGAGAAGUCUGUGGAUGCCAUGAUCCGGUCAUACACUACACGAGUGUAUUUCUCCCUGAGCUGCAGCAAUGAGCCGAUCGAUUUGCAUAAUAGUGUUCAAUAAUAGUAUUUACAGAUACUUUAAUAUCCUAAGAAAUCACAGCUCAUGAUUUAUCCGAUGGAGUGUACGGUAGAGUUGUAAUGUAUCCAGGCUCAGUUAGACCUUGAAGUCGUGUUGAUGGGGAAGCAGCCGUCAGAAUCGGAAUUGACCCGCCAGUCAGUUCUGCUGUAAACCAGGUCUGCCCCAUGACUGAGUACUACGAGGAAGGGGGGCUGCUGUACGAGCAAUCACCUCCCAUGCACAUCAAAGUGGAGUCUCCAGAGGGACCCUUUGGAGGGGGAGCCUCCGAAAACGGCUUCCCCAGGGAGGAUGAAGACUCGGAGGGCAGCUGUGACCAGAGCAGUGGACUACCUGGGGGGCUCCCCUUCAACGUGGUAGUGGUGCAUCCGAACAUCAUGGCACCUGGCAUGUCCUCAGACGACCUCUUGUCCAUCGAACAAAACAGAGCUAUGUCAGCUGCCCUGGCUGCUAGUGGUGCGGGGAAAAGAAAGAGUCGAUUCAGCGGAGCGGAGCUGGAGGUGCUGGUGUCAGAAGUCACUCGGUGUGAAGGAGAGCUCUUUGGUCCUGCGGGGAGGCUCCGGCGGCGGGAGAGAGAGCGCAUUUGGGCGGGAAUCCUAGAGAGGGUCAAUGCCGUGUCCAGAGUCCCACGUACCCUUCGAGAGGUGAAGAAGCGCUGGGAUGACUUAAAGAGGCGCAAUGGCGGCAGGCUGGCAGAUGCCCGCCAUCGCAGCUGUUACUUGCCAUCCAGCAGAGGGGCCUCGAUGCUUGGACGUCCUUCGCACUCGAGCACCAGGCUUCAGCAAGCCAGGCAAAAGCAAAACACUCGACCAAAGCCCAGUUUUCCAUGUUUUCCUGACUCUGAUACAGGUGUUGGAGUGGAAGGAUCAGAGAGAGAAGUUUUGGAAAAAGACGAGGACAAUCCUGAACAUGACAGAGAUAUGGGAGAACCCGAGUGUGACCCAGUAGAGAACAGCAUGGAGGACAAAUUGGGAUUAGGGCUGGGUCUCGGAAUUGGGCCACCCCCUCCAUCAGAACGAUGGCUUCCUCCUUCCCCGCUGUACAGUGCUCCUUUCCUCAAUGGCAGCCCUCCGCCCAGCAGUCCUCAGCCAUCACUUGGAGCACAGCAGGGUCCUCUUGAAGCCCCUCCACGCAGCUCCUGGCUCGAAGAUGAGCUGCGAGGGUUAGGAGAAGCAGCAAUUCAACUGGGAAAUAGGGUUGAAAAGAGUCUGCGGGAGUUUGGGGAAGGUUUUCGACAGGACAUGAGAACACUUGUUGCUUCACAAGAGGCAUUAACAGUCAGUCUACAACAAAACAAUGUCCUCUUACAAAGGCUUUUGGGAGUGCUUGAGGCCCAGCAACAACCACAGCCACAGCAACAUCGGGUACAACAAGUGCACCAAUCACAAACCUCUCAACAGCAAUUACAGGCACAGCCCUCUCUGCAUCCGCUGCAACAUAUAGAACCACAGCAGCAACAACAACAGCAUAUUGAAACACCACCACACCAGUCAACACAAAUACAGCAGCAGCCGCAGGUCGCCCAGGAUCCGAAUAAUCAGUCGUUGUUAGCGGCGGUACCUGCUCCAACACCCCCUGACAUACAAGGCACUUUUAGCUCUGAUUCUCCCACAGAAACGAAUGUAAGUGUGCAGAGGCCACGGCGAGGAAGAGCCGUCGAUCACAGGCGGAGAAGACGGCGCCUGUGAGAAAGUACUUAAAAACUCAAAUUGCACAUUACGCACAUUUGGAAUUUUCAGAAUGUGACAAGAAAGUAUUCUCUUUUUCUACUGAAAGUAUUUCUAUAACAAUAAACUGAGUUGUUUGGAGUUUUA